Molecule: messenger RNA, 828 nt
Organism: Prunus armeniaca (apricot)
Lineage: Eukaryota; Viridiplantae; Streptophyta; Magnoliopsida; Rosales; Rosaceae
Source: the annotation of a GenBank genome assembly
AUGAUUCUUUCACGUUUUGAUCAGUUACUUGACACAAUCUCUGUGGUGCCCAAGAAAAACGAGGAAGAAAUCUUCAUUGCCUUGUCCCAGGCCUCAGAAGAAAAACAGGACAAGUUCAAGAGAUUACAUGUUCUUAAUAAUUACCAUGUGGCAGUGGAAGCACAUCAAGCACUCGAAGAUUCGAAAAAAACACGGGAGUUUCUUGGGAGUAUCCGUCUAUUGCCUAAAAGUGGAAAAGCUACAGCUCUUCAGAAAGCUAAUGCUUACAAAUCUCAACACCCUUUUUCCGUCAUUGUUGCCAUAAAGCCCUCCUAUACCACAUGGUACAUUUUGUGGUUGCCAUCCGAGUUUCACAAGCUAUAUCCUAUUAAGAAUUCUUGUGAGGUUAUCCUUAGAGUAUUGGAUCGGAGAACUUGGCCUGUUAAUUUAAAAUAUGGAGGAGGAAGAGCUCAAUUCCUGUCUGGUUGGAUAGAAUUUGUGCGUGACAAUAAUUUGAAAGUUAAUGAUGUGUGUAUUUUUGAGUCGAUUGACAACAAGGUUAAGCCUUUGUUUGAUGUUGUCAUUUUUCCCAACAUAGAAGCUGCUAAUUGCCUCGAUGAUAGGGAACAAACAGUGCCUGAGAUAGAAGAAACUAAUGAAGAUGAUGAUCCUAGUGAUGAGUCUGGUGAUGCUGAUUAUCUUUCUGACGAUUCUGUUGAAAUUAUAGAAAAUUGUACAACUUUCCCAAGAAGAACAAAGGAGAAAUCUCCAAUGCCAUGUCCUCAGCCUCCCAAGAAAAACAAAGCCAGUUCAAGUGGUAAAGUAGAAUUACACCAAGAUCAAACUUAG